Geodia barretti is the source of this 1854-nucleotide messenger RNA. NCBI's taxonomy places the organism in Eukaryota, Metazoa, Porifera, Demospongiae, Tetractinellida, Geodiidae. The record is from the annotation of a GenBank genome assembly.
AUGAGCAUGGCUCUCUUGCGGGCAUUGAACUUCACGCGGCGGUGCGUUUCGACAAACAUUGACAGCCGUAUUCCUGCUCGUCAUAUUCAUGGCAGGAUCGAGGAAGCCGCGUACUUCGGUUCAGUGAGAGCGAUGACCAAGAGGGAUAUCCGUGAGGUCCAGCAGCUCUACUUGGAAGCUGCCAAGAGGUCGAGAAGUGCGGGCUUCGACAUAGUGAACAUACAUGGCGCCGAAAUCGGCGCCGUUCCAGUGCAGUUCCUCAUGAACGUGCACAACUCCCGCACCGACGAGUACGGCGGUUCGCUCUCCAAUCGGGCCCGCUUCUGGAUGGAGACGCUCGAGAUUGUGAAGGAGGAGGUCGGCGACGAGUUGGCUGUGGCCGCUCGGUUCUGCGUCGAUUCGCUCCAUGGCACAGACGCAGGAAUACGGGUUGCGGAAGAGGGCGUUGGCUUCAUCGAGCUCGCCAACCAUCUCGUUGACUUCUGGGACCUUCAAGUCGGCGGCGAGAACGUUGAGCUGUGGAUCAAGGAUGCUGGACCAGCUCGGUUCUACAAGGAGAACUUCCAAGCCGAAUGGGUCCGCCAGGUUCGCCCUCACACCGACAAGCCGAUCGUGGGCGUGGGUCGCUUCACCAGUCCAGACACCAUGUUGGAGGCGGUCACAAGUGGCCAACUCGACAUCAUCGGGGCGGCCAGACCCUCCAUCUCGGACCCAUUCCUCCCCAAGAAGAUCGAAGAGGGCCGAUUCGAGGACAUACGAGAAUGCAUCGGCUGCAACGCCUGCGUGUCGCGUGUCAAUCUCCGAUGGACCCUACUGUGCACGCAGAACGCCACGGCCGGCGAAGAGUACAAGCGCGGCUGGCAUCCAGAGAACUACUCGCCAGCAUCGAACCGCGAGGCCAGCGUGCUGAUCGUCGGAGCCGGAAGCGCGGGCCUCGAAUGUGCGCUGGUCCUAGGCAAGCGUGGCUUCAAGAAUGUGCACGUCGUGGAGGCAGAGCCCGAGAUCGGCGGCCACUUGCGCUGGGUUUCUACCAUCCCCGGAAUGUCAACCUGGCGGCGUGUGAUCGACUGGCGACAAGGUCAGAUCGACAAGCUCCCACAAGUUGCGGUGAUCACCAACUCUCAGUUGAGCGCCUCUGACAUCCUCGACUACGGCGCCGACAUCGUCGUGAUUGCCAACGGGUCCGUCUGGGACCGGUCCGGCCUGAACGGCUUCUCCCACGCAGCGGUGACGGGCUGGGAGUCGGCCCCGGUGUACACCCCUGAGGACAUCCUGGCCGACGAGAGGUCCAUCGACCACGAGAGAGUGGUGGUCUUCGACAUCGAGGGCUACUUCAUGGGCGUGAGCAUCGCCGAGGUCCUCGCCCGCCGCGGCCACCGUGUCUCGCUGGUGACGCCCCACAUGGAGCCGGGGCCCUAUAUGCGCAUGACCGGCGAGAGUGUGCACAUGAGGCCGCUCCUCGAAGAACUGGGAGUGGAGCUCCUGAUGGAGCAAAUGGUCACCGAAGCCGCCCCGGACGAAGUGAUCAUCGAGCACGGCUUCAACCACACCGUGCGAGCUAUCGGAGCCGCGGCCACGGUCAUGACGACCCAGCGGAUUCCCAGCACAGCCCUCUGGGACAGCGUGGAGCAGGCCGUGGCGUCGGCUCCUGAGGAAUCCCGCCCGCAACUGUUCCGCAUCGGCGAUUGCGUCUCGCCUCGCAUGCUGGUGGCCGAUGCCAUCUUCGACGGUCACCGAUUGGCACGCGAGAUCGACAGCGAGGAUCCCGCGGUCCCGCUCCCGUACAUACGGGAACGCCGGGUGGCGCGGGAUCGUCACGACAUGGGCCACAUCCUCGAGCCGGCGCCCCGCUGA